AUGGAACCUCCUCUCCGUGACCACCUCUCCUCCUACCUCAAGCGCCGCGCCACCACCGAUCCCAGGGCCGUUCAUGGCCUCUCUCUCAAGCUCGGUUGCUUGGUCUCCACCUUCCUCUGCAACCACCUCCUCUGCGCCUACGUUUCCCGGUCGAUGCAGGACGCGCGCAAGGUGUUCGACGAAAUGCCCCAACGAAACGUCGUCACGUGGACUCUGCUAAUUUCUGGGUAUACCCGCUUGGGUAAUCUUAAAAAUGGCAUCUUUUUGCUUAGGGGGAUGUUAAACGACGGUGGUCUUCUUCCGAACACGUUCACGUUCGGUAGCAUGAUCAGCGGCUGCGCUCGCGCGAGGGAUUCGAGAACAGGGAUUCAGCUUCAUUGCCACACGAUUAAAUUUGGUGUGGAGUAUGAUUCAUUCGUAGCAGGGACGUUGAUCGACAUGUACGCAAAGUGCGGGGAGAUUGAGAGUUCAUGGAGGGUCUUUGAUCAAACCUCUUAUAAGGAUGUCGUGAGUUGGACUAGUAUGAUCACUUGUUUUGCCAAUAGCGAGCAGUAUAUGUUCAAAAAAUCCGCACUUGAUCUCUUCAAGGACAUGAUUCGCUGGAAAGUUUGGCCGGUUGGAAUGACCUUUUCUAGUCUUCUUAAGAUCUUCGACAAACCAGGUAAGCUUGGUAUAGGUAAACAAGUUCAUGGGUGGAUAGUGAAGCUUGGAAUUGAAGUCGAUAACCUAUUAGGUAGUGCCCUGAUCUCUAUGUAUGGGAAGUGCGGAGGAGUGGAUGAAAUAAUCAGACUCUCUACGAGACUGAGUCGCGAUGUUGUUUCAGGGACUUCGUUGCUCGUAUCUUUCAUGCAAAAUGGAUACAACAAAGAGGCGAUCGAUGUGUUUCAAAAGAUGAUUGACGAAAAAGUGGCAAUUGACCCAUCUGUGAUAACUAGUGUAGCUGUGGCAUGCGCAUCUUUAGGACAAUUAGCAACGGGAAAGGAGAUUCAUUGCUACACUGUGAGAAGUAGAUUCAUUUCAGAUGUAUCAACCGCCAAUGCAAUUAUUUCUCUUUACGGGAGAUGCGGUGAUGUCAAAAGCGCAGAUAGAUUAUUCCAGCAGAUGAGAGAUAAAGAUAUUAUCUCUUGGACUGCAUUAUUGACAUGUUAUGGGCAAAAUGAUUGUGGAGAAGAAGCACUCAUCUUAUUCAGGAGAAUGCUUCGAGAAGGGCUGAGCGCGCCCGUCUUCAGUGUAACCGGUGCUCUUAGGGCUUGUUCGAUUCUUACCAACCUUCAAAUGGGCCAGCAAAUCCACUCAAAGGCUGUAAAAUUGGGGAUUGGUGAUAACUUAUCUGUUGAGAAUUCCCUGAUAACUAUGUAUGCUAAGUGUGGAAAUGUGGAUUUUGCGUUGAAAGUUUUCUUCUUAAUGCCCGAAAGAAAUAUCGUCUCCUGGAAUGCUUUGAUCAAUGGCUUUUCGCAACAUGGACAUGAAAACGACGCUUUGAAGCUCUUUGUUUUGAUGCAGGAAGAAGGCAUUAAACCCGACGACUAUACUUUCACGGGAAUCCUAGCUUCUUGUAGCCGAAUGGGUCUUGUCGAAGAGGGUUGCGAGUACUUCGAACAAAUGAGCACCGAGUAUGAACUGGAGCCUAAGAUGGAGCAGUAUGCUUGUAUGGUCGAUCUAUUUGGUCGAGCAGGUAGGCUCAAUGAUGCAAUUGAGUUUAUUGAUGCAAUGCCAUGUGAACCGGACCGACUGGUCUGGGAAACACUUCUCACUUCUUGCAAAGUCCAUGGAUAUGUAGAACUUGGAAGAUUCGCAGCGAAGAAGGUAUUGGAAAUGAGACCAGAGGAUCCUUCCCCUUAUGUUAGUUUGGCGAGUAUCCAUGCUUCAAUGGGCAUGUGGGAUAGAAAGGCUCACAUUCGCACAAUGAUGAGGGAUCAAGGGAUAAGAAAGGAUACCGGAAUGAGUUGGGUUGAAGCCCAAGAACAAAUUUCAGAAGAUAGGGUUGAUAUGUUACAAGUUGGAGAAAUUUGA
Molecule: messenger RNA, 2013 nt
Organism: Ananas comosus (pineapple)
Lineage: Eukaryota; Viridiplantae; Streptophyta; Magnoliopsida; Poales; Bromeliaceae
Product: pentatricopeptide repeat-containing protein At4g13650-like
Exons: 1
Coding region: 1-2013 (670 amino acids)
Biological process (GO): RNA modification
Molecular function (GO): protein binding; RNA binding
Source: RefSeq, a predicted model, not a curated record